Esox lucius (northern pike) is the source of this 5261-nucleotide messenger RNA. It is a transcript of the gene atp1b2b, whose product is annotated as ATPase Na+/K+ transporting subunit beta 2b. Gene Ontology annotation, biological process: sodium ion export across plasma membrane; intracellular potassium ion homeostasis; potassium ion import across plasma membrane. Lineage: Eukaryota; Metazoa; Chordata; Actinopteri; Esociformes; Esocidae. The record is from RefSeq and is a predicted model, not a curated record. The coding region runs from base 404 to 1279 and encodes 291 amino acids. Gene Ontology annotation, molecular function: ATPase activator activity. The transcript has 8 exons. Gene Ontology annotation, cellular component: sodium:potassium-exchanging ATPase complex.
GAGAGAGAGAGAGAGAGAGAGAGGGGGAGAGAGAGGGGGAGAGAGCCCUUUACUGCAGUAUCACCACAUUUCUGCAUCACUCAUCAAAACUCUGCGGCAUGCGGACUAGACCUGGGGGAGGGCAGAUAGCGGGUUUGUGCUGAGUGUAGUAUCAACACCACCAUCGACAAAUAUACAUUAACUGUAAUCAGAUACAGUAGCACGCAGCCGGCGGAUCUUCUAUCCUUUCAAAGCAGCUCUCUAUGUGUGCGCUCUGAAGCGUUUCUCUGCACUCGAACUAAUUGUCAACCAUCUGAUUCCAGAGCGACCCUGAUAUAUUUAACAUAUCACACAAACAACUGUUAGGCCUAGAUUAGGCUAUAUAGCCCGAUUACAGUCAGUGGAUUAAAGAAAUCGAGGAAAAAUGGCGAAGGAUGCUGAGAAGAGUACUUGGAAGGACUUCAUAUGGAACCCCAGGACACGGGAAUUUUGUGGCAGGACAGCGAGCAGCUGGGGCCUUAUUCUACUCUUCUACCUGGUGUUCUACAUCUUCCUAGCUGGAAUGUUCUGCCUCACCAUGUACGUCAUGCUGCAGACCCUGGACGACCACAAACCCACCUGGCAAGACAGGCUUGGCACACCAGGCAUGAUGAUCAGACCUCGGGGAGAGUCAAUGGAGAUCAUCUAUAACCCCCAAAUGACGGAGAGCUGGGACAUGUACGCCAAGACCUUGGACAACUUCCUCUCUCCCUACAACAACUCUCUGCAGGCUGAGAAGAAUGAUGAGUGCAAACCAGACCAGUACUUUGUUCAGGCCGACAGUGGUGAUGUGAAGAACAACCCAAAGCGGUCCUGCCAGUUCAAUCGCACACUUCUAGAAGUAUGCUCUGGCCUCGAAGACCGAACCUAUGGAUACGUGGACGGCAAGCCAUGCAUCAUCAUCAAGCUGAACCGGGUCAUUGGGAUGUUGCCAGGAACGGAUGGUCAGGCUCCAUUUGUCACCUGUGGAGCGAAAAGGUACAAAAUUGGCAAAGAUGAAUGGAAAGAAGACUCUGAGAAAAUUGGAGAGCUGGCGUACUACCCUAAAAAUGGCACCUUUAACCUAAUGUACUACCCUUACUAUGGCAAGAAAGCUCAGGUGAACUACUCCCAGCCUCUGGUUGCCAUCAAGUUUCUCAACAUCACCCUCAACGAAGACGUCAACAUUGAGUGCAGGAUCAUCUCCAACAGCAUUCCUCCUGGGAGUGAAAGAGACAAGUUUGCUGGAAAAGUGUCUUUCAAACUGAGGAUCAACACUUAGAUCUAAAUUUACUUUCUCUUUCUCUUGCAUUCAAGCCCACCCACAUUCUGUGCACAGGUAUACACACACACACACGCACAAACAGAAACACACUAACAUACACACACACACACACACACACACACAGAAAUAGAAUGAACACCGUCUAAGGAAGAGAAUAUGUUUACAGCGUCCCUUCACCCUAGAUGUUGGGGAACUGCACGUCCACUGGAGUGAUGAUGUCAGAAUGGUGGAGUAGAAAGACUGGUAUUUCUGUCUCUUUCUGUGUGUGAGCUUGGGGACUGAUGGUUUUCUGUAAAUUAGUUUGACAUGAGGUCUAUUUAUACUGCAUGACUACCUAGGAGAUAUAGAGGACAUAAACAUGUAUGAUUUCAAAGUUUGCAAGGAGAAGCAAAGCCUCUUACCAGUUUACUGUCGCUCCUUUCUCACUGCCUCCCCCAUGGAGUGCCCCUCUAAAUACAUAUAUACAGAAAACAGACCACAAAAUUAGUAUAUGUAAUUAUACAGUAUAUCAUACUCUUAUGUCAGUGUGUCUGUUUUGUUGCACUUAUUAAUCCAACAGCUAAUACCUACGAUGAAAAGACAUGUUGGUGGAUGAAGGCCGGGAGGGAGUCCUUUUGCAUGUCUGUAUUGUCUUUAGUGUGGGAAGUGGCCUCGUCCCAGCUCACUGCUCUGCUAUGUGUCAAUUAUAAAUGAGGUUAUGUUAAACCCAUGGCCACCAGGACGGACCAUACAGCCAUUGUGUGUAUGAAACGUGAGAUUGAUGAAGAUCGCAUCUCCAACGUGGGGAGUUAUAGAGGUCAAGAGCUUUGAGCGUGUGUGUUUGUGUGUGUGUGUGUUUGUCAGACAACAUUCCAUUUGCAAGACUCAUUCCAUAUUGUAGGUCGGGAAGUUGCAUAUGCAAUGUGCAAUAUUCAUUAGUCACACGUCAUAUGCAUUCUGCCCAUCAUACAGGACCUUUUUUGUAGUCAUUAACACUUGAAUUGUGUAUCAUAGUUAUAAUUUGGAUUAGGCUUUCAUAACAUGAAUAUAUAUGUACACAUUGUUCUUACGUUGAGUACCUGGUUGGUGUACACUGCUGACUUUCUACAGCUUAACAGUAAGGGAUAGGUGGUUUGUUUAUAGCUUUCUAUUUCAUCCUUUUCUGUACAUAUUCAUUAUGGAUGCUGUUUGUCUAUUUUGUAUAGAUUUGCACUGGUUUGAGUGUUUCCUGUAAAAAGGAGAUGCUUUAGUGGAAAAGUACAAAUGGAGAGUCUAUGCUUCUACAUGUGUUGAAACUUCUAUUUCAAAACUAUUAGACCAACUUUAAGUUCAAGGCUGCCUCCAACAUUUCUGAUUACAUUCAUCCAAAUGUCUGUAGGUCUGUUUUGCAGACAACAGUGAUUUGAUUCCUUUUAAUUCAGGUAGGAUUCUCUGCCACUACAUUCUUCAGGGUGCCAGAGACCAACCUUGGUGUUGGAGACAGAACUCUAACAAACUGAGCAUGUGCAUUAAAAGAGGAUUUGUCAGCGUGCCGUCCCAUGUCGCUCAAUGCUCUUUCGCACAGAUACCAUGGCUGUGCUGUUGACUUGAUUGGGUACACAUAAUGAAACAAGCCUGUUCAUCAGUUGAGGAAUCUGUAGAUCUGACCAAGCAAUGCUGAACCGUGACACCUGGCCUUGGCUGUGACACUGUGCCAGUGUGACUGUGAUCCUGCUACCACGUCAUGGCAAUACUUUUAGAACACCGGCAUCUGUUCACUCAAAUUCAGGAUUGGUUGACCUUUAGGGACGUUUUCUCAGUCAGUAUAGGGUGUGUACUGAUACACUCUUCAUUGUUGGUUGAUGUGGUGCCUCAGAAAUAACAUCGUCAAGAUUUAGCAGUAAUACUCUAUUUUGCUUGAUAGAUGCAAAAUACAUGCUGCGAAUUUACCCAAAAAAUUUAUCAGACUCAAUGUUGAACAUGUAUUCCGCAUGCAUUGUGAAAGAAUAUUGACCAGUGCUAGUGCUACCUGCUCCUUAGCAUUCCUGCUCCAUUCAGUUUGCCUCGCUAAAUUUCACUCUAAUCUUUUAAUCUGGUCAGAUAAUCCAGAACAGACACUCCACUUCAUCCACUCUUCAUAGUCCCUCUUUCUUGUGUUUACCCUCCCUCUUUCUUUUUUUUUCUUCUCUCUCACACACACACAUAUACACACAUAUAUACACACACACACACACAGAUUCACACACACACACACACACACACACACACACACACAUACAAAUGCCCUUGGAGACACACAGACACACUCUUUCAAAAUGUGUACCACCUAAAUCUAACCCCACAAAUCUAACCUCUACUAACCCUAAACCUAUUACUUGUUUUACUGUUCUUGUGGGGAUUUUCACACACACACACACACACACACACACACACACACACACACAAGGAUGUCAGGAGGAAAAAAUGCCUGCUUGCUUGGUUUUACAGUUACUUUCUGUUCAGUGUAUUCAUCACAAUUUUAUCAGCGUAACAAAUGUUGCAUCACAAGAUAUUUGUCCCCUGAGCCCAUUCCAUCCACAAUCAAUUCAACAAGUAAAUGUGUAUCCAUGGUGUGCAGUCAUGCAUUUACUUAUGUGUAGAUUACAGAUACAAAACAAAUGCUUUUCUAUUCUGCAUACAAGAUUAGUCAUGUUAGAUUACAGACAUUCCCUCCAACCAAAGAUGAAUGUAUUAAUUCAAAAUUUAAUAGUAUGAAAUAAUCAUGCUGUAACUAUCAGACCACAGAUAUUUAUAUGAGAUAGGGUGUUAUUGCAAACAUGUUUCAGAAGGAUGUUGUAUGAAUGUCAUUUAAUGAGCAGUCCUAUUCAUUCAGAUCGAUGUUACAGGAUGAGUAGGUUUCACAAAAUGACAACAGUGCCUCCUGGUGGACAGAUAUUUUGUUCCCCAGUGUCACAAAUGUUAUUUAAUUUCUCAUUCUCCAUAUAUCCGUUUUAUAUGAUAAUUUGGAGAUUUCUUCAAAAAGCAAUAUAUGUAUUUCCUGUGUGGCUGUAUGGUGUAUGUAUUCUAGAAAUGGCUGUAACAAAUAUAGAAUAACAGGAAUCAUCAAGAGAGUGAAACGAGAAAGAACAUGUUUGUAUUAUGUUCACAUAUACAAUAGGUAUUCAGUUAUAUAUCUGCCAUUAGGUAUUCUAAAGAUUCAACAAUAGAAACACAUACUGGUUUUGUUUUCAAAAGAUAAAGUAUUUUUAUUGUUAAUUUUUUGGAAAGAGGAAAUAACCUAUUAGCGUUGGAUUGUACUAUGACAGUGGUGCUACUUGGUAGGACUUGUAUCUGUAAACUCAGAUUUCUGAAUGAGACUAAAGAAAACCUGACAGUUGAACACAUACCAAGUAUGGUUGAAUGUAGAACAUUUUUGUUUGUUUUUUGUCAGUCUGACAUCUUUAUCUUUCUUGUUUCUAACCUAGCAAUAUUGAAUGGCUGCACUGCUGAAAGCUCCACUCGUUUUCAGUUGACUGCUGGCUACUCUUCCAGGUGAUCAGAGAAUAUCUUUAUAUGGGCCCCAAGAUUAUGUAAGAAGGGAGUUGUCUGAAAUUGGUUUGAUCUGCUACACUGAUUCAACAGAAAGCAGCAUAUUUUAUGCAAUUGCUAAGAAUUUAUCCCCAAAAAGUAUAAUACAUGCCUGUGACCACUGCAUGUGCAAAAACUAGUGUAAACUACCGAUUUGUUUCAAACUCACUUCUGAAGCAGUAAGACAACUUUCACUGAAGGUCCUCCUGAAAAGAAAAGCAAAAUGUAUAGAAUCAGGCACCUUAAUAACAUGGUCUAAGGCAGAAAUCAUUUGAAACAUUUUGGGAUAGUCUCAACCAAAUGAAAAUGGCUUAUCAUGGCUGAUCAUUUUAUUGUCUUUUGAUUUGUUUUGUUUUUUGCUGGUGUUGUAUUUAUAUUAUAAUUAUUAUUUUUUUUUGCUCAUGUUUAUUGUAAAAAAUAAGAGAAAUCAAUAAACGUGAUGAAGAAAAGCAAA